Molecule: messenger RNA, 1080 nt
Organism: Saxophila tyrrhenica
Lineage: Eukaryota; Fungi; Ascomycota; Dothideomycetes; Mycosphaerellales; Extremaceae
Exons: 2
Coding region: 1-1080 (359 amino acids)
Source: RefSeq, a predicted model, not a curated record
AUGGGACGAGCCUGGUUGCGUGGCAUCGAAACAUAUGCCGGAAAGCCAGAGUUCCGUCAAGCGCGCUCGCAAUUCAUGGUAUGCAAGCUGGAUGACCAGGUCACUGCCAUCUUCUCUGACAGGAGGGAAGAAACAUCUGUCCAUGGCCUCAGCAUGAUGACCACCAUGCCGCACAGCGGUUUCGAGCGGCCGACACGAUCUCCUCCUCCCACCAGCUUGAUCUGGCCUCCGCUCAAGUACGAGACUAUUGCUCAGCCACUUCACACCAGCUUCUAUGCUUUGAGCGCCCGGGAAAUGCAGCAUGAAACCUCACAUCACGAAGAAUCGCGCGACGCAGUGUUCGAUCUCGUAGACCCGCAGCACGAGGGCUCUCACGACAACUGGUCUCACAAAGGCGAGUCUCAUUGCGAAAACCCUCACCACGAGGAAUCGAAUACCGCGACAACAUCACAUCACGUGCACGUGCAGAACGAAGAGAUGCAGGAGGAAGAAUUGCAGCGUGCGGAUUCGCGGUCAGGGCGCGCGGACGAGGCAGACGGCGAGCAGGACAGCGACAGCGACAGCAGCACGCCAGAGCCGGAACCCCAAGAAGUCACGGUAGAUGGAGCCAUCGACACAGCACCACUCUUCAACGCUCGGGUCUGCUUGAUGAACCUUGCCCAUACAUUCCCAGAAGCGCACAACCUCAUCAAAGAGUACCUCACUCUACCCAUCCCAGGCUCCGACGAUAAGAGGCAGAAGGCCUUCGAGUACUGCGGCCACUGCGGCAGUGACUACCCGGUCGCCCAAAACGAAGUCGGAGAGUGCUGCUACCACGACGGAAAGUUGGAACAAAAACCAUACGCUGAUGCUGUGAUCCGGUCGCAGCUUAUUUGGAGCGACGCGGCUUACCGGAGAGGCUUCCGUACCCAUCUGGUUGACGAUAAGAAGUAUUGGACUUGCUGUCAACAAGAAGCGUCCGAAACCGGCUGCAUUGAAGACAAACACACCCCAGAGAGCCAGUGCGAAGAGAAGCAUGUACGCACCUGCGCAGAAGGAUGUGUGAACUUCGAGUGUCCGAUGGCCGUGAAGAAAGCCUGA